GUCUUUUAUUGUCCACUUUCGAUAUCUCAUCAGCCAGAACCGAAACAAACAAAAACUAUAAGUCCCACACUCAAGUCAAUUAAAGCACUCCAAUGGUCCAACAAGUUUCGUCGUCUACCUUGAAACUCAACCUUUGGAUGAUUGAUAUACAAAAAUACAGGAUCUAAAAACACCUACCGAACUUGAAUAGUAGGUGUGUUGUGUUUGAGUGUCUCUCUAGGUAAACAUGGUAGCAGAAGAAGCAAGAAAAGAAGCCAUGGCUAAAUCAGUAUCUGGCGGGAAGAUUACUUAUUUUGUGGUGGCUUCAUGUGUCAUGGCCGCCAUGGGCGGUGUCAUCUUCGGCUACGACAUCGGGGUUUCAGGUGGAGUGAUGUCAAUGGGGCCAUUUCUAAAAAGAUUUUUCCCAAAAGUGUAUAAGCUCCAAGAAGAAGAUAGAAGAAGAAGAGGCAAUAGCAAUAACCACUACUGCCUUUUCAAUAGCCAACUUCUUACAUCCUUCACAUCUUCUCUAUACGUUUCCGGUCUCAUCGCUACUCUGUUAGCUUCGUCCGUGACUCGUUCAUGGGGUCGCAAGCCCUCUAUAUUUCUUGGCGGUGUGUCCUUUCUCGCCGGCGCUGCUCUUGGUGGCUCUGCUCAAAACGUUGCUAUGCUCAUUAUUGCGCGUCUCUUGCUCGGCGUAGGAGUUGGAUUCGCUAACCAGUCGGUUCCUCUGUAUCUCUCCGAGAUGGCGCCGGCAAAAUACAGAGGAGCAAUCAGCAAUGGUUUCCAGCUCUGUAUCGGAAUUGGAUUUCUAUCUGCAAAUGUAAUAAACUACGAAACCCAAAAUAUCAAACAUGGUUGGAGAAUCUCUUUAGCCACAGCUGCAAUACCUGCUUCAAUCCUCACUUUAGGAUCACUGUUUCUCCCGGAAACGCCGAAUAGUAUCAUCCAGACCACCGGAGAUGUUCACAAGACCGAGCUUAUGCUUCGCCGUGUCCGUGGAACUAACGACGUUCAAGAUGAGCUUACUGAUCUCGUUGAAGCGAGUUCUGGUUCUGAUACAGAUUCAAACGCGUUUUUGAAACUGCUUCAAAGAAAAUAUAGGCCUGAGUUAGUGAUGGCUUUGGUGAUACCUUUCUUUCAGCAAGUUACUGGAAUCAAUGUUGUUGCUUUCUACGCACCGGUUUUGUAUAGAACCGUUGGGUUUGGAGAGAGUGGUUCGUUGAUGUCGACCCUCGUGACUGGAAUCGUGGGAACCUCGUCGACGUUGUUGUCGAUGCUUGUCGUUGACAGAAUCGGUAGAAAGACUCUGUUUUUGAUUGGAGGGUUACAGAUGCUCGUGUCGCAAGUUACCAUUGGUGUGAUCGUUAUGGUGGCUGAUGUUCACGACGGUGUGAUCAAGGAAGGGUAUGGUUACGCGGUUGUGGUUUUGGUGUGUGUCUACGUGGCCGGGUUUGGUUGGUCUUGGGGUCCAUUAGGAUGGCUUGUACCGAGUGAGAUUUUUCCGUUGGAGAUAAGAUCGGUGGCGCAGAGUGUAACUGUGGCAGUGAGUUUUGUGUUUACUUUUGCGGUGGCUCAAAGUGCACCACCGAUGUUGUGUAAGUUUCGAGCUGGGAUUUUCUUCUUUUAUGGAGGGUGGUUGGUGGUAAUGACGGUAGCGGUGCAGCUGUUUUUGCCGGAGACUAAGAAUGUUCCAAUCGAGAAGGUGGUUGGACUUUGGGAGAAGCAUUGGUUUUGGAGGAGAAUGACGAGCAAGCGUGAUAUCCAAGAAACCACCAUUCUUAGCCAUUGAAAACAAUAAAAAAACCAGCACCUCAUGAUUUGAGAUGAGACGCAUCUUUUGUUGCCAAAAAAAUUAUUGCAUAUAAGUUUUAAAAUUUUCAAAGUUCAAACUAAAUUAAGGAUAUUUUUUUACUAUUCACGUAACAAUAAUCAAAUCACAUGAUCCAAGAUUCGAUUAUUGUUCAAAUUAUUUUGUAAAUUUAGCCAUAGUUUCAUUUUUUCACUUAUAUGUUUGUGAAAUAACGAUUUGUGUUUGGAAUUAAAAUUAGGGGUGUUUUAUAAAUAUAGUAAAACUAGGAUAGUGAUAAUGUAAUAUAUUGAACGUUAAAGGACAAAGAUGGG
Molecule: messenger RNA, 2103 nt
Organism: Arabidopsis thaliana (thale cress)
Lineage: Eukaryota; Viridiplantae; Streptophyta; Magnoliopsida; Brassicales; Brassicaceae
Product: Major facilitator superfamily protein
Exons: 3
Coding region: 227-1771 (514 amino acids)
Biological process (GO): monosaccharide transmembrane transport; transmembrane transport
Cellular component (GO): membrane
Molecular function (GO): monosaccharide transmembrane transporter activity; transmembrane transporter activity; carbohydrate transmembrane transporter activity
Source: RefSeq, marked reviewed